UCAAAGAAAGGUCGGUUGUCUUCGCGGUGUUGUGUGGACCCUCCUGAUGGGGGAUUUUAUUGUCCCUGCAGCGCGGCUGCUGGAGCUCAAUAUUCACUUUAUGCUGUGGCCACUUUGGAAAGGUGAAAGCUGGAAAAAUCGGGAUCAUGAUCCAUAAUAUUUAAUAGGAGGAAAAGCGAUGGAGCUGCAGACCUCACCGUCAAAGCAGCGAAGAUACAAAGAAGCGAAACUAAAUCUGGAAAGGACGCCUCAGAAAGCGACCAAGGUAGAUAUCGGCUUUGCUUUCCCCAGGUGGACAGCUCUGAGGAGGGACAGGUGCUUCCAGAGUGACGCUGAACUGGCGUCUUUUCUGCUGGACAGCUAUGAGAGAGGUGCUGCCACACCAAGUUCCAUGAAUGGAAAACCAGCAGUGUCUGAAUUUGAUGCUUCUAGAGGGACAGAACGACGGCUGUACUCAAAAGAUUCAAGUGGAGUGUCUGAAAAAAAAAGCUUUCGACCUGAUGAACCCAGAGAUCAGAGUUUUGUGUCUCCCACACGAGCAGAAUCAGAAGAAUUAGUGCAGACACACGUCAGGAGAAGUCUGGUUUUCCCUGCAGAAGACCAGCAGGACCAGCAGGACCCAGUUCUCCUCCACAUAAAGGAGGAACAGGAGGAACUCUUGACCAGUCAGGAUGGAGAACAGCUUAAUGGUCUGGAGGAGACUGAUAACACCAGACUUCCAUUCUCUGCUGUUAUUGUGAAAAGUGAAGAUGAUGAAGAGAAACCUCAGUGCUCACAGCUUUAUCAAAGCCAAAUUGAAGAUGACAGAGAGGCAGAAUGUCAAAUCAGCUGUGCAACAAAAAUAAAAACAGAAACUGACGGAGAGGACUGUGGAGGAGCAGAACCAACCAGGAACCCAGCUUCAAAUAACCUCUCCCAGCAAAAUACUGAUGCAAAAACUUCUGUCUCUUGUGAAACUGAAGUCAGCAUUGGUGCUGAUGAUGAGGGCAGCGGUAACGACACGGAUGACUGGCAGGAACCCUUAACAGAAUCUGGAUCUGAAACUGAAGACAGUGACAGUGGCUGUAAGGAGAGCAGGGCUAGAGCCUUUGCCUGUUCUGAGUGUGGUAAACGGUUUCGGUACAAGUGGUCUCUUCAGAGACACAUGACAGGUCAUUCAGGAAAAAUGUCUUCCAGCAGUUUCGCUAAUAAGAAAUGUUUCACAGUGAGGCAAACUGCAGAUUUACAGAUCAAAGUCCACACAGGAGAGAAACCAUAUGGCUGCAGUCUUUGCGGACAAAGGUUUAGAGAUCAGUAUAAUCUUAAAAGACAUAUGAGAAUCCACACAGGAGAGAAACCCUUUGGUUGUGGUGUCUGUGGGAAAAGAUUUAAUGGCGAAGGAAAUCUGAAAAUACACAAAAGAGUCCACACAGGAGAGAAACCAUUUGGUUGUGGGGUUUGUGGGAAAAAAUUUAAGCAGAAGUCGCAUUUUAGUUGUGAUCCACGUCUGGAGCCCGAGGGUCCACCUCAGUCCGAGCAUCCUAAGCCAGAGCAGUUAGGUCACUUCCUCCAGCUCCUUGUCCUGUCUCGCUGCCGCCGUGGGGAUCGCAGUCGGCCUCCUGUCUCGUCGCUGCUGCUGCUGUGGGGAUCGCAGUCAGCCCCCGAUCUCCUUCGUCCCCUGAUCAGCCUCGCUCCCACGAGGCUCCCCAGCCCUUAG
Archocentrus centrarchus (flier cichlid) is the source of this 1696-nucleotide messenger RNA. RefSeq names its product zinc finger protein 260-like. Gene Ontology annotation, molecular function: DNA-binding transcription factor activity, RNA polymerase II-specific. Gene Ontology annotation, biological process: regulation of transcription by RNA polymerase II. Gene Ontology annotation, cellular component: nucleus. The transcript is spliced from 5 exons. Bases 179 to 1696 code for a protein of 505 amino acids. The record is from RefSeq and is a predicted model, not a curated record. Lineage: Eukaryota; Metazoa; Chordata; Actinopteri; Cichliformes; Cichlidae.